Messenger RNA from Penicillium mononematosum, 1053 nucleotides. RefSeq lists its product as uncharacterized. The transcript is spliced from 5 exons. The record is from RefSeq and is a predicted model, not a curated record. Lineage: Eukaryota; Fungi; Ascomycota; Eurotiomycetes; Eurotiales; Aspergillaceae. Gene Ontology annotation, molecular function: metalloendopeptidase activity. Gene Ontology annotation, biological process: proteolysis. Bases 1 to 1053 code for a protein of 350 amino acids.
AUGCGUUUCGCUGCACUCUCCACAGUACUCCUGGCCAUUGCACAGCAUGUGCAGGCCUUGCCAGUUGAGACAGAUGGGACUCCUGCGCUCGAUAUCACCUUGAGUCGUGUCACUGACACUCGCAUCAAGGCUGUCGUAAAGAACUCUGGCAGCGAAGAUGUCACAUUCGUGCAUCUCAACUUUUUCCGUGACGCCGCACCCGUAAAGAAGGUCAAUGUCUUCAAAAACGAUGACGAGGUCACUUUCGAGGGAAUCAAGCGCCGGUUCGCCCUCAAGGGUCUGACCAAGGAAUCUCUCACUUCUCUUGCUGCAGGAGAGACUUUCGAGGAUGAAUUCGACAUUGCCAGUACCAGUGACUUGUCUAGCGGAGGUCCAUUGACUCUUCGUUCGACCGGCCUGGUGCCCCUAGUCACUGAUGGUGCAGUUACUGGCUACUUGCCAUACCGUUCCAAUGAUCUCGAGAUUGAGGUCGAUGGUGUCAAGGCAUCCCGCGUGCUGAAGGCUAUCAAGACGCUCGAUCGUCGUGCUCUUCCAACCUGCAGGGAUUCGAGUAAGAAGGCUGCACUUGACAAGGCUCUCAAGAACACCGUCACGCUCGCAAACGCUGCCGCAAAGGCUGCCCUUUCUGGCUCGUCCUCCAAGUUCAGCGAGUAUUUCAAGACCACCAGCAGCAGCACACGCAAGGUCGUGGCUGAUCGCCUUAAGGCUGUGGCCCAGGAGGCCAGCUCGAACAGCGCCACUAAGUACUACUGCGAAGAUACCUUGGGAUACUGCGAGCCCAAUGUCUUGGCUUACACCCUGCCAUCUCAAGAUAUCAUCGCCAAUUGUGAUAUCUACUACAGCGAGCUCCCGGCAUUGACUAACACUUGCCACAACCAAGAUCAAGCAACGACUACCCUCCACGAGUUCACCCAUGCUCCAGGAGUUUACAGCCCGGGAACCGAAGACUACGGAUAUGGAUACAGCGCUGCAACAGCUCUUUCUAGCGCAGAGGCCGUCUUGAACGCUGACUCUUACGCACUGUAUGCUAAUGCAAUUUCUCUUGGCUGCUAA